CGCGCGCGCGCGGUGCCCUCCCCGUGACGUGCCUGGCCGAGGCCGCGCAAGGGCGCUGUUGCUGCCAGAGCCGCUGUCAUGGCGUCCGAGGCGCUGGCUGAAGAGAACCCGCCGCGGUCUCCUUAGAGCAAGGGGCUGGCGGCUGGGUAUGGAGAGCGGCCCCGGGAGCCUGCAGCCGCUAGAACACAGGGUGGCCGCCGAGCCAGCGCUAGGGACAGGUUCUCCGCCGGAAGGGCAACCGGAGACCAGGCUCGCCUCUGGGGAUGGUCCUGGAGUAUGGGCGACGGAGAACAGCGGCGGGAAUGGGCAGGGGGCGGCGGCCGCCGGGAGGAGCCUUUUGGACUCGGUUUCUCCAGCCAGCUCUCCUCAGGUUCCUGGACCCUGCAGCUCUUGCCCGGGCUUGGACUUAAAGGAGAAUGAUUUGGAGAAUCCUGCUGCCCAGAAGACGCCUCCGAGAGGGCAGUACAAGGUGACCGCCUCCCCGGAGACAGCCGAGGCCGGAGCGGACCAUGGAUCGGGUCCGGCCGGAGACGCCGGCCCCCGCCCGGAUCCCGCCGGCACCUGCGGGGCAGAGUUGGCGGCCGCCGGGUCCGAAGAGCCCAGCAGCGCCGGCGGCCUCAGCAGCAGUUGCAGCGACCCGAGCCCUCCUGGGGAAUCGCCGAGCCUGGACUCCCUGGAGUCGUUCUCUAACCUGCAUUCUUUCCCCAGCAGCUCUGAGUUUAAUAGUGAGGAGGGAGCCGAGAACAGGGUCCCCGGGGAGGAGGAGGAGGAGGAAGAGGGCGCCGGCGCGGGCGCGGCGGUGUUGCCUGGGGCAGUGCCUCUGUGCCGCGAAGAGGAGGAGGAGGGGGAGGAAGCUCAGGUACUGGCGGCCUCCAAGGAACGCUUCCCGGGACAGUCUGUCUAUCACAUCAAGUGGAUCCAGUGGAAGGAAGAGAACACACCCAUCAUCACUCAGAAUGAGAAUGGACCCUGCCCUUUGCUGGCCAUCCUCAAUGUUUUGCUUCUGGCCUGGAAGGUGAAACUUCCACCGAUGAUGGAAAUCAUAACUGCUGAACAGCUGAUGGAAUAUUUAGGAGAUUACAUGCUUGAUGCAAAGCCAAAAGAAAUUUCAGAAAUUCAACGCUUAAACUAUGAGCAGAAUAUGAGUGAUGCUAUGGCAAUCUUGCACAAACUACAGACAGGCUUGGAUGUAAAUGUAAAAUUCACUGGUGUUCGAGUAUUUGAAUAUACACCAGAAUGCAUUGUAUUUGAUCUUCUUGAUAUUCCUUUAUACCAUGGGUGGUUAGUGGAUCCACAGAUUGAUGACAUUGUAAAAGCUGUUGGUAACUGCAGCUACAACCAACUAGUGGAGAAGAUCAUCUCUUGUAAGCAGUCAGACAAUAGUGAGCUCGUUAGUGAAGGCUUUGUAGCUGAGCAGUUUCUAAAUAACACAGCCACUCAACUGACAUACCAUGGAUUAUGUGAACUAACUUCAACGGUUCAGGAAGGAGAACUUUGUGUGUUCUUUCGGAAUAAUCAUUUUAGCACCAUGACCAAAUACAAGGGUCUACUGUAUUUGCUGGUAACAGACCAGGGGUUUCUUACUGAAGAAAAAGUUGUUUGGGAAAGCCUACACAAUGUGGAUGGUGAUGGAAAUUUCUGUGACUCAGAAUUUCAUCUGCGGCCUCCUUCAGAUCCUGAAACUGUAUAUAGAGGACAGCAAGAUCAGAUAGAUCAGGACUACCUUAUGGCAUUAUCUCUACAACAAGAACAGCAGAGCCAAGAGAUCAAUUGGGAACAAAUACCUGAAGGAAUCAGUGAUUUGGAACUAGCAAAGAAACUCCAAGAAGAAGAGGAUAGACGGGCUUCUCAAUAUUAUCAGGAGCAGGAACAAGCAGCAGCUGCUGCUGCUUCUGCUUCUACACAGGCCCAGUAGGCUCCACGCCCAGUGUGGAGCCCAACGCGGGGCUUGAACUCACGACCCUGAGAUCAGGACCUGAGCUGAGAUCAAGAGUCGAAGCUUAACCGACUGAGCCACCCAGGCGCCCCUUCAGUUGUUUUUUGUUUUUUUGUUUUUUUAAUUUUAAUUCCAGCAUAGUUAACAUACAGUGUUAUAUUAGUUUCAGGUGUACAACAUAGUGAUUUAACAAUUCUAUGCAUUAUUCAAUGCUUGUCAAACUAAGUGUACUUUUAAUUGCCUUCACCUAUUCCCCCCAUUCCUCUGUCUCCAUCCACUUCCCUCUGGGAAGCAUCUGUCUGUUAUUUAUGGUUAAGAGUCCAUUUUUGGGUUCGUCUUUUUUUCUUUGUUCAUUUAGUUUUGUUUCUAAAAUUCCACGUAUGAGUGAAAUCAUGCUGAUUGGCUUCUCCGGCUUAUUUCACUGAGUGCUAUACUGUCUAGCUCCAUCCAUGUUGUUGCAGAUGGCAAGAUUCCAUUCUUUUUCAUGACUGAAUAAUAUUCCAUUGUGUAUAUACCAUGUAUCUAUCCAUUUGUCUAUUGAUGGACACUUAGUUUGCUUCCAUAAUUUGGCUAUUACAAAUAAUGCUGCAGUAAACAUAGGAGUGCAUGUAUACCUUUGAAUUAGUAUUUUGUAUUCUUUAGGUAAAUACCCAGUAGCAUAAUUGCUGGGUCGUAGGGUAGUUCUGUUUUUAAUUUUUUGAGGACUCUCCAUACUGUCUUCCACAGUACCUGCAUCAGUCUGCAUUACCACCAGUGCAUGAGGGUUCCUUUUUCUCCACAUCCUCACCAAGUCUUAUGUUUUAGAAUUUAGCCAUUCUGACAGGUGUAAGGUGAUAUUUCAUUGUGCUUUUGAUUUGCAUUUCCCUAAUGAUGACUGAUGUGGAGUAUCUUUUCAUGUGUCUGUUGGCCAUCUGUAUGUCGUCUUUGGAGAAAUGCCUGUUUAUAUCUUUGUCUUCUGCCCAUUUUUAACUUUUUUAUUUUUUAAUUAUUUAUUUACUUAAAGGGGAGUGAGUGAGCAAGCGGGAAGGACAGGGAGAGGGGAUCUGAAGCAGAAUCUGCCCUGAGUGCAGAGCCCAACGUGGGGCUCAAUCCCAAAACUGUGAGACCACGAACUGAGCUGAACCAAGAGUCAGACACCCAACCGACUAAGCCACCCAGGCACCCCUUCUUCUGCCCAUUUUUAUUUGGAUCAUUUGUUUUCUUGGUGUUGAGUUGUAGAAGUUCUUUAUAUAUUUUGGAUACUAACCCUUUAUCAGAUAUGUCAUUUACAAAUAUCUUUUCCCAUUCAGUAGGUUUUCUUUUAGUUUUAUUGUUUCCUUUGCUGUGCAGAGCUUUUUAUUUUGAUGUAGUCCCAAUAGUUUAUUUUUACUUUUGUUUCCCUUGUGUCAGGAGAUAGAUAUGUCUCCUGACAUAUCUGACAUAAUAACAAAGAUGUUAUUAUGGCUGAUGUCAGAGAAAUUAUUGCCUAUGCUCUCUUCUGGUAUUUUUAUGGUUUCUCACAUUUGGGUCUCAUAUUUAGGUCCUUAAUCCAUUUUGAGUUUAUUUUUAUGUAUGGUAUACAAAAGUGGUCCAGUUUCAUUGCUUUGCAUGAACUGUCCAGUUUUCUCAAUGCCAUUUGUUGAAGAGACUUUUUCCUGUUGCAUAUUCUUUACUCCUUUGUCAAAGAUUGACUAUAUAACUAUAGGUUUAUUUGUAUGUUUUCUAUCCUGUUCCAUUAAUGUAUGUCUCUAUUUUUAUGCCAGUAUCAUACUGUUUUUUCUUUUUUUACUUUAAUCUCCACACCAGACAUGGGGCUCAAACUCAUGACCCUGAGAUCAAGAGUGGCAUGCUCUUCUGACUAAGCCAGCCAAGUGCCCCAGAAUCAUACUGUUUUGAUUACUACAACUUCUGUAAUAUAAUUUGAAGUCUGGAAUUAUGAGACCUCCAGUUUUGUUUUUCUUUUUCAAAAUUGCUUUGGCUAUUCAGUAUUUUUUGUGGUUUCAUGCGAAUUUUAGGAUUGUUUGUUCUAACUCUGUGAAAAAUACUGUUGGAAUUUUGAUAGGGAUUGCAUUAUAUCUGUAGAUUGCUUUGGGUAGUAUAGACAUUUUAAUAAUAUUUGUUCUUCCAAUCCAUGAGUGGGGAAUAUCUUUAUAUUUCUUUGUGUUGUCUUCAGUUUCUUCAGUUUCAGUGCUUUAUAAUUUUCAGAGUACAGAUCUUUCAUCUCUUUGGUUAAGUUUUUUUCUAAGUAUUUUAUUAUUUUUGGUGCAACUGAAUCAAAUGUAUUUUUUGAAUUGUUAAUAGUUCCAAAGAAUAUAAACAAAUGGGAACAAAGUCUUUUGUAGCAAUUAGAGGGCAGUAUGAGGUACUGGUAGGAAGAAUGUAGACUUCAGAGCCAGAUAGACAUGGAUUCCAUUUCCUGCUUCUGUCUCCCCAUGCUAGUUGUAACUAACACCUUGGACAAAGUCCUUUACUUCUCUUAGCCCCAUUUUCCCUAUCUGGAAAAUAAAAGAUAAUGUUUAACUGUUAGAUUUGUGGGUAAGAACAAAUAAUGUUAGUACUUAACCCAAUGUCUGACAUGUACUAAGUAUUCAACAAAGGUUAUUAGCACCUUUCUACUUUUCCUAGUUAAACAUAUGAAGCACUGAAAAUGUGACUAUUAAUUGGGUUUCUUUAUAUUAAAUCUCAUUUUAUUAAAUGAAAAAAAUAUUUCCCUUCUUUUAUGUUUAACUGUACAAUGCCAGAACGGUUUCUUUGUCUUGGGUAUACAAGAAAACAAGAUGUGCUUUAAGGUCUGAUGAAACAUUAAACAUAGAGGUCUCCAUUAAACCAAGUUAUUUCUAUUCCUAGUUCAAAUGUUGACUAUUCCAAGUUUAAAAGUUAAAACCUACCAUAUUAUAAGUACCUUUUCUUUAAGAAUGUUCUUAUUUCACAGAAUACACUUACUUCACACUCAAAGUUCUCAGGAUUUUCAUUUUUCUCCUUUAAAAUGUUUAUUAUAUUAAUGAGAUUUAUUAUAGUUUAAUGAGGUUUUAGGGAACUUAAUUUACCAAACAUUACCUUUUCUUUUUUUAACAUUUUCUAAACUUUAACAUAAAUAUUUCUUGAAUUUGAGAUUUCAGGGAAUAUAAUCCUAUACAUUAUUUACUGUUUAAAAUUCCAUUUACUGAGAAUAAUGGAUACAUUAAUUAGAUCUAUCCAAAAUGACAGAGGCAGUUACUCAGAUACCAUGUAACAUAACAAGUCUGUGUACAAGUAACUUUUUUCCAUUAAUGAUUCCUUUCACUCUUGUGGUUUUUCCUUCUAGAUAACUAUGAUUAAGCACCUUAGAAAGUUGAGGUAAUUUCUUCCUGUUUAUUUUUCUUAAAGCAAAGCCAGCCAGCACAAGCCUCUCCAAGUAGAAGACAACCUGGGAAUAGUGAACGUAAACGAAAGGAACCUCGAGAAAAAGAUAAAGAGAAAGAAAAGGACAAAAAUAGCUGUGUCAUUUUGUAACAAGUGUUGGAUUCUGUUGGAUGCAUCUAUAUGUCUUGAGAAACAAAACCACAGGAGGAAAGGAAGAAAAACCGAUAAAUACCGUCUGUGCCUGAUUUCCCAAUGGAUUUUGUUCAUGUUUUUCAGGGGAAAGGUUGUUAACUUAGUUACAAUCAGACUUUUUCAAGUCACACAGUACACUCUUUAUGAGCUGGAGUUUCGUGUUACAAGUUGGAAAUGCUGUGUGUUAUCAUUCAUGAAAUAUACUGCACUUGUAGCCAAAUAAGCAAAUCACAGCAAAUUUUGUGUCAUAGUGACAUUCAUAACUCAUAUCAGUUAGUAAGCUAUUUUAUCUUCUGUUCUAACAAUGAAUAGAGGUAACUUAUUUUGUCUGAUUCCUUCCUGAAAUCUAAAUAUUAGCACAAUAGUUUCUGAAAUUAAUUUUUACAAUGUUAAAUUAUGAUCUAAUUCAAGAGAAACCAGGGAUUUAAUAUAGGGAUGUAAAAAGAAAAAACAAAAACAAACAACAAAAGAACCAAGACGAAAAAUAACAGAAAUAAAUAGCCCUUAAUCCUGUAUUGGACUAGUUCAGCCCUUGAACAGCUUUACCUUUCUUUAGGAAUGUACAUUUUAGAUAUUAUCUUGAGAACUGAUAAUGGAGUUUGGGUUUAAUUUAGAUAGAAAAAACAAUUUGUAUUUCUUUUCCAAUAGCAAAGAAUUGCAUAACAAUAAUACUCAUUCUAUCAAAAUCAGAUAUUAAUGACUUUGUAGUAUUGUGAAAUUUUGAGGAAUUUUGAAAUCUUUAAUAUAGGUAACUUGUACUACAGUUACUAUUUAUUGACAGUGUGAUAACUGAGUAUAAGAAGGAAACCACAGUGGAUGCUAGGCCUUGUAAAUAUGGGUUGUAGAAAAACAGAUAGUUCAGUGUCUACCUUUUUCUAGAAUUACCUUGAACCUUAAAAUUUAAAUCAUGUUUAUUUGCUGGGAAAUUAAGUAUACUUAUUAAAGCCAACAAAAAAGCACAUUUCUGAAAGGAAGUUAGAAAUAAUCUCUGAGACUAGUGAAAAGGCAUUAAUAAAAAUCUGUUUGAAAAAUAGAUAAGACUUAGGAGGUAAAAGCAAUCAGAUUUUUUUUUAACUUAUGGGAACCAAAUAGACCUAUAACAUCUUGUAGUGUUUAUAGGAUUCAGAAAGAAAUAUUUAUUGAACUUUAUUAUGAGGCAACACAUUUUUUCCUGUAUUUCUACUAUCCUUAAUAGUCCUUUUUAUAUGCUUUAUAUUUAAACGUUUGUUUUAGUUAUUUUUGAAGAGACUAUUGCUGCUCCAAGUAGUUACGUGAUUUACAUUCUAAGCCUCAGUAAAUUUGUUUAAGAGCUUCUUAAUCUAACCUGAGCAUCCACUUGGAGAAUGUUCUUGGGAUCUAGGGUGACAAUAGACUACUAAAAACUGUGGUCUAGAGUUCUUAAGCUAUGUCCUUAACAUUCUCCAUGAUCCAAGACCAUUUAUAGGAUGGGUCUAUAUAUAAAAAUAAAAAGUAAAGUCUUAUUUAUGGAAGGAAUUAUUCUAAGGGAAAAAUCCAGGGUCAAGCUGUAUCUUUUAUGUCAUGUCCUUCUGUAUUGCAUGUGUAGUUAUGUUAUACCAUUUGUUUACUCCUUCAGAUUUCCCAUGCUAGCAUGAUAAAUCAUCAGAGAACCUGUUUGGGGUAUAAAACUUUGAUAUAGAAUAUUUGGUGAGUCUCUAGUUAAUAACCUAAAAUAUGUGUACAUUGGUAAAGUAAUCAGAUGUACUACAGAAUUCUCUGUUGGCUCAAGCAGGUUGACCUUAGGCCAAGUUUACUCUUGAUACCACUCUAUUGGUUGAAGGAGGAAACUCAAACCUCAGGGUUUGUUUUUCCUAGAAUAGAUAGUAGUGACAGUGCACUAUAUUUUAAUAAGAAAAAGCAAAACAGCAAACCCUGAGAAAUUUUAAAAAGCAUAUUUGAGGCAUAUUUUUCCAUAAUUAUAUACUUAUCUAUUUAUUACCCUUGAGAAAUAUAUGUGUAAAAGUUAUUCUUCUGUUAUUUGUUACUAUCUUCUUAAUUUGUUCCAAAGAUAAUACUGCCAUUCUGCAUUCCCUCUGGAAGAAAAAAACUCACUCAAAACCAGCAGUGCUGCUAUCAGAUAAGUAGAUGUCAAUGUAUACUUAUAAAAAAAUAACUUAAAAAAUGUAAUGUGUUUGUUAAUUCAACCUUUUUUCUAUGUAAUAUUUCCAAGUCAAACUUUCUUACAUUCCUGGACUUCAGUUUGAUAUACCCAGAGUAAUAAUGAUAAAAUGUUUGCUUUGAUUACUGUGAGGAAAAAAUCAAAUGUUCAGUUCUAUUAAAACAGACUUCUUGGAGAUAACUGGUUUUCCAUCCUUGAAGGUUAGAGCUAUUGUGUCUUUAUUUUCUUAUAUUUUGCUCAAGGCAACAAAUUAUACAUUCAGACGUUUCAUUGCUGGUUUGGGUACAUUGGAAUUUGAUAGUGGUAUAGUCAAGUCUUUCCUUCAGUGUUUUGUAGUACUUGAAAAUUGUUACAUGAAUUGCUAACAAGAUAGAACUUAAACAUUUUUGUUGUUAAUCUUUAUAGGCUAGAUUAGGGACACGUUUGCAUCAACCAGUCGCUGUUAGAUUUAGCAAAACAGACAUGAAUGAGUGAAUAUAUGGUCACUACACUUUCUUAUAUUUUCAAAAGCUAUUCCUGAAGUUUAGUGACCAGUCUUCCUUACGAAUAUGAAAAUUGUCCUGAUGUGUAAUCCCAUUGAAUUAACAAUGCUGUGAUUUACAAUAGGUUAUCAACACUUAGAAGUAUUUGUGUGUGUUUAUCUGUGUGUUUCUGAAGCAAGGAUCCGUUGAUUUUUAUUAACAAAAGAAUCUGGGAACUUUCCCUCAAAUUUAAGAAUUACCAUUUAAGAAUAUACACACAUACAUAUGUACAUACAUACACUAAGCAGUUUGAGGCAGCUAAAAUUGGCAUUGGCUGCUUAGGGGUUCAGUGUGUUUAGGGGAAGUAACUUCUUCCAUGUUUCAAGGUGUCAUUUAGCGGUGGAAUGAGGCAUAGAUUUAAGUUUAGGAUUAGGUUUUGGAAUAUAUUUUGUUUUAGUGUCUCAUAUUUCUAGUAUUUGACAAUUUAUCCCAUACUAUGUUUCAAAUUCUUCCUCAUACUUCCUGAUCUUAGCUUAAUCAAACAAGUCAGUAUCAGAGAUUAGUUGACUGAACCAUUAACCAUUAACCAUUUUGUACUUGCACAAAACCAUAGUACUUUGUUUUUACUGAAUCACCAGCUUAGGUCACUAAGAAAGAUCUUGAGAUGAAAGAGGACUCGAAGUCAAAUAGACAUUUAAGGAAAGAAUUGUUAUAGUUCCUAUAUUAAUGUUGGCAUAUGAAGUGGAUAUCAGUAAAGUCCUACUGGAGAAAUAUUCAAGGCAAGAUUUUCCAGAAUUAUCCUCAAACUCAUUUAUUUAAAAAAAAUUCUUUUAAGCAAAAAAGCAAAUUGAUUAUUACAUUUCAUUUAAUGUCCCAUUAAAUAUACAAGUUUUUAAAAUAUAAUGGAAAACUUAACAGGCUUUACCUAUCAUACAACACUUGGGCAUACAACUUAAACUAUCACUGUAAACUUACUAAUGCUUGAUAAAAUAAGAUGGAGGCAUUAAAAAUAGUACAAAAUUUGUAUUUUAAGGAAAUACAAAUGGGGAAAUGUGGAAGUCUGAACUGUUUUAGGUCUAAAAAAAUCUAGAUUUUAUCUUUCCAGGGGCAAACUUUCUGUGCCUCACUUUAUUUUAAAUAUGUAAAAGAUGCUCAUUUUUUUAGUGCUUUAUACUCCUGAAUAAAGGACAUAGUAUAAGCUCAGAAUAUUACUUAAAUAAUAAUAAAUAUUAUAGUUUUUGUUCUUGAGUGUAGAGAUCUUUUUCCCAAUGACAAUAUUUCUUAAAAGUCAGUUUUUUUAAUGCUGUUAAAAUUUGUAGAAUUAUCUUGUCUUUGAGUAUGGCAUCAUCUCUUCCCAAAGUGUAUUUUAUGGUUGCUUUUCUGUUCUAAUCGAAGUUGAGAGGAUUUUGAGAGUUUAAAAAGCAUUUAAAGUCUAUUUUUCCCAGUAUCUUUCAUGUAUCUAAAUAUUUUAGAUUCUCUUUGCCUUUUCUCCAUGGAACAAAGUACAGUGAUAUCAAGUUACUAAUGCAUAUAUGUAAAGUUUUGUGCAUGGAUGGAAUUCAUUUAGGUCUGUUAAAAUACUGUCAUUUUUUGGGCUAUUUGAAUUAUUUCUGUUUUUAGUAUAAAAUGUUAUUUGAUAAUGUGCAGAUUAAUUCCUUUUAGAAAGUGACUAAAAAUCAGAAUCCUUCGGUCCUCUGAGAAUAUAGUGGUUUUUUAUUUUGUUUUUUUUUUUUUACUGAUAUCCAAUAUUUCCGUAGCUGCUGAGAAAAUCUUAUGAAGAACUGAGGUUACUUCUCUGAAGUAACACUUUAAAACAAACUGAAGUUUAAAAUCGAAGCCUUCUUGGCCAAAAAACUGCAAAACAGAGAAAAUGGAGUCUGAGGGACAGAUUGCAGGACCCAAGUAAUUUUAACUUCUUUUGAAGAUCUAUCUAAAUUUUAAUUAACAAAUAUCUGUUAAUACCAGUAUCUCUGCUAUUAGAAAUUAGAGUUUAAUACAUUGUGAAUAUGUGUAUGUAUUUUUACAUAAAGUAUCCUAGUUUCUAAUUUCACUUUUCUGAUUAAAAAAGUUAAACUCAAAAAACUAGGUCAAAGUUUUCAACAAUAGCUGAACGAUUACCAAGUUCUGCUUUGUCCUAUUGUCCUGAGAUUUAGACUUCUCUUCUUAAAGCUGGUAUUUUUGAGAACAUGGUACUAUCCCAGAUAAGGUAUUGAAACACUAUGGCAGAAAUAUAAAACCUAAACUAUAAAUCACUAUAGAUUUAAAAGACAAAAAGCUCUAGUAUUAUUCUAUAAUGUGUCUGUUUGAUAUUAAUUUUAAGAAUUUUUUUUGAAUCACUUAAUAAUGUCAUUAACUUAAAAAAUUUCAUACCCUUCCUCAUUGUAAUAUCCUGUAGUUAAAGAAUGCACAAAGCAAAACUCUUUUGAAGGUGAUCCUGGCUUCUUUGGGUCUAGUGGUCACACCUUUAAAUAGGAAGUCAGGAAACUGAAAUGCCCAUUUAAAUUCCCAAAUCAGUGACCUGUCCAAAUGGACAUUAUCACUAAAAUACCACCAUAAAGUAGUUCUAACUAACAGUAUGUUUAAAGACUAAGAUUGGCAUUUAAUCUUUGAAGAUGUCUGGUAUUCUCAAUUUUGUCAGUUUUUAUUCCUUUUUACAUCUUAGUUGUAUGAGGUAAUCAUUUUUUCCCAGAGUACAUGGGAUAUUAUAGCUUUACAGAUUUUUAAAGAUGGGGAUUUGAAAAAUGGUUUUUGUUAAAAAGCAAUUUUCCUCAAUAAAAUGACAACCACUGUUUUCACAGA
Messenger RNA from Mustela lutreola (European mink), 10846 nucleotides. It is a transcript of the gene MINDY2, whose product is annotated as MINDY lysine 48 deubiquitinase 2. The transcript is spliced from 9 exons. Gene Ontology annotation, cellular component: cytosol; cell periphery. Gene Ontology annotation, molecular function: K48-linked deubiquitinase activity; cysteine-type carboxypeptidase activity; cysteine-type deubiquitinase activity. The record is from RefSeq and is a predicted model, not a curated record. Bases 149 to 1915 code for a protein of 588 amino acids. Gene Ontology annotation, biological process: protein K48-linked deubiquitination. NCBI's taxonomy places the organism in Eukaryota, Metazoa, Chordata, Mammalia, Carnivora, Mustelidae.